CUGCGUUACUCGUGCUGAUCAUUGAAAGUGCUUGCUCUCUGUGUCAGUAUAACAUGUUGAUUGCCUAAACACAUGAUUUUCAUAUAAUGUUGUGCUAGCUCUAAGAUGCAGGAAUUUCUAAGGAUUCUAUCAUGAAUGACAAAAAUGAGAAACAUGGAUAUAUUUCGGAUGGAUGGAUAAUUUUCCUGCAUGUCCCUUAAUAACUUUGUGUAAGGAAUGAAAAAUAGAUAGUACUGGAUAUUACUCAAAAAGAUGUCGAGUCAUGGUGCCUAUCUAACGUGAAAACUGGAAAUGAAAAAUGAUGUGCUUAAUCAUGGAAUAAAAGCACGAAAGUAUUUGAAAUGGAGUUAACGCAUUUUGACAAUAGUUAUUUUUUCUUAACUGUCUAAAGGAGAAUUAUUUCAUAUCAUCGCUGCAUUAUAUUCACAGAUUUAUAUUGUUAAAAAUAAGUGCCAAAGCAUAGAUAUGCUUUUUUAGAUACCAAACCAUAAACAUGGAACGUUGCCAUUCUGUUUUAUCUCUACCUCAAGAUUCAAGAAACGCAGCCAAAUACAAUCUAGUCAAGAUUGCUCGCAGCGAUGGUGAAGCAAAUGCAGUUUUUGAUGGAGAUAUUUUCUGCAUGGGGGAUCAUGACUUCAAAUCGAGGAAACGGAAGAAAGGCCUAUCGAAAUCAGUUCAAGAGCUGAAUUUCAGGAGAGAUCGAUUUGUGGCGCCAUCUUUCGGACAAACAGCAAAACGGAAAGUGAACAGAGUUCCAAGUCAAGAUGAUUUAUGGAAAUCUAUACAAACAAAUUACACUUUUCUUAUGGCGGAUGAUCUCAUAGCAGAAUGUCAGGAGACACGUAAGGAACUCUACUUACCCCUACCAUCUUCUCUGAAUAGAAACGACUCUCAUUCAACUUCCCCUCAUCACAUGCUCAGUUACGAAGAAUUUCUAGAAAAGUUUAACCAAUUACAUGACAGCCUUCAUUUACUUCAAACAUCUGUCUCGAGUAUGGAUCUCAGUGAAAUAGAGAUUGAAAAAUUAUUUUCCCAGUGCCAAUACCUCAAAGAACAAGCUUCAUUAAUAAAACUCAUGAAUCCGGAUUUGAGAGACGAGAUCAAUAGGCGAUGCAAUAUUUUAAGUAACAAAUUUGAAAUUUUGGAAAGGACUCUUUUUCCUAAGAGAACUCAAGAGAAGAGUGACACAGUUAAAAGUCUUAACGCUCAAAUGAAACGCAUUCGAAAAUGGUUACAAGAAGUCGAAGGCAAAUUAAGGAAGUUGAAACUCAACGAUGAUUGCACAACUGAGGAAAUGACGGAUGUUUUAAGUCGAGAAAAGAUCCUGCAGCGCGAGAUCGAAGGUCGCGGCAAGGAACUCACUUCCCUCAUCCGGCAGUGCGAUUCGCUGGAGGGCGCUACAGUCGCCGAAUCGAAACGCUUGCGACGGGCCGCCGCACACUUGGAGCGAAGCUGGCACAACAUCUGGAUCCGCUCAUUGGAGAAACAGUGCCUCACGGAACAGCGCCUUCUCAGACGUCACGACGAAGAGAGCAACCAUCGAGAAGCCUCAGAUAUCGAGCUAGAUGAAGGCCCGUUGAAUAAGCAUCGCCGAUUGACACUGGACCGUUGGACCGCUGUUGCAUCGACAGCAAAUAUGGACCGGAAUAAGAAGCCCAUCGAAAUCAUCAAAAGUGGACUUCUGACCAAAGACAUCGGGGUUCUCUGCAACGAUCUUGUCCCCGUCAAUGAUAAAUGCAUUAUGGUUGGGACUACUGGGAUUGCUGCUUUAAAGGCUGAAUAUGGCGACGAUUUCACUAAUUUCGAAAUCAUCCAAGACGUCGGGUAUUCGAGUGAAAGUUCCACGCACCUGUCCAGCGACGACGGCAUCAGUGUGGGUGGCGAUCGGUACUUCAACAUACGCGUCUACAACUACACCGACAAGAAGGCCUCAUCUAAAAGCAUCAGCUUGAAGGAGGAGCUGCACAGCGCUGAAUCGAAGCAACCCUCUUCUCUUGCCUCCUCCCUCGGAUCUUCCUCGGGGGCCACGUCUUUCAAUGACUCUGGGCUUGGUGCAGCUGAUCUUUUGGCUGCGGGAGACUCGCGAGAGGCUGAGUAUGAGAAGGUCCUUUUCACAAACGACUGUGAUAAUUUUGACCCUAGCCUUCCUGACGAUGAAUCUGAUUUUCUUGAAACUGUGCUGGAGGGUUGUGUUGAUUUUUGUACCAGUGACGGAGAAAAGGAGGAUAGUAAUGACUUCACUGCCGUGGAUGAUUUGCAGUACAGUUUAAGUGGCAUCGAAAGCGACGAUUCUCAAAAUAAUUUUCACAAAAAAAGAUCAUUCACCACAUCAUCUCAAUUAUUUUAUAAAAUGAUAUUAGUGGAUAGUGAAAACGAAGAGGUAGAUAGCAUCGAAAACAACAAUGGCAAUAUGCCUAAUAAAUUUUCUUUGGAUUCGAAGAAUGUUUCGGACAUUGAAAAUGGUAAUCUGUACGAAUUCGCUAAUGAUUUCAAUGAAAACAUCGUCGUGCUAAAGGAAAAAUCUCUUCCAGAUAAUAAAUCUCCUAGCACAGAUUCGGAACAGAAGACAUACAAAGUUCCUCUAACUUUAAGUCCUGUAGAGGGUCAUCCUCGGAACUCAUAUCAGAAAACACAGUGCCUCAAUUCUACUCCAGUGAAAUCCCAAGAUGGACAAGAAAAUAGAAACUUUGUGUCACCGAAUCUCAAACGGAAAAGAGACAGUGAAACCAACGAUUUAAUUAGUACAUGGGAAGGUGGUGGUGGAAUGCGAGUGCGUUCUUGGCUAAAGCGAUGUUCUAGGACUUUAGAUACUCCUCCCAAAGCACGCAUCAGGCGCUGUUUGUUUCGAGGUAGCAAUGGAUAUUCAUCGAGUGAAGAAUCUACCCAAAAUGCAGUGCCAGGCAUGUUGGACGAGGAUUUGUCAUCUUGCGACGCCAGUUGCGAAUACACAUCCUCUAGUGCAGAUGAAGGAAAUGCAAUGUCUUCUUCCUCGUCAUUUUUCGACGACGAUAUGCUUCAUUUCAAAGAAAGGUUGGAUUCCUGCAGCGCUGAAGGAUCCGUCGAAACUGUCAUCCGAGGACUCAAAAGUCCCCGUCGCUCAGAGAUUGGUUCUGGAGAGCUGUUACCGCCACCUUUGUCUUCAACACCAUCAAGCCUGCGCCGAAGACAGCACAAUACAGGGUCUUUGCGUUGCUGUGAUGGACCCUUCUCGAAUCAUAGCUGUGCCGAUUUGAGAUGGUUCGUUAUGAUGGCAUCUUCUGAAGGAGACUUGAGAACACGCAAUUGGCCGAUUCCAAGCACUGAGCAUUCCUCUACGAACAUUCGCACCAAUGAACAGCACAAAGAAAACCUAGGUAACUUCGCUUUUGAUUUCAAACACCGCCUAUCAUCCAGUCUUCCCAAUGUCCUCCGUCAUCGUUCUGACAGUUCCACAGAUGAUACCAAAGCAUCUAUUAUGUCGCAUUCCGAUAGUAAAACUUGCAGACGGUGCAGCCAGAAUGAUGAUAGUUUCACUAGCUUCGUAUCGCACAAUCAAUCGAGUUCAUCGGACUUCGAAAAAAAGAAGAAACGUCGCAGCAGGCGGAAGUCUUCCAGCUCCAAUAGGUCGUCUCGAACAGUGUUGACCGGUAGUGACAAGAGCCGUGUCAGAUCCAGAACCUUGACCAGUCGAUGCAGCAGCAGAAGAAGAAAUUUGUCUCAAAGGUCCGAUUUCUUUGAAGGCUCUGAAAAUAUUUUUUCUGAAAGUGAUGGAUCCUCUGCUGCGGUGCACAAAGUGUCCAGGGAAGAUCUGAAUCCUAAAAACUUGAAGGAUGAACUGGAACUGGCCCUCAAGGAUAAUAUUAAAAGUUGCCAUAAUGGAGCGUCUUUGCUCUCACCUGCCGAAAGUGAUGUUGUUUUGACACACUUAGAAGAGCAGAGUACCGUAUCGGAUCAAGUUUGGGACGGAUAUCAGGAUAUGCCUUAUCUUAGCGAGGCCUACUCCGAUGCGACGGUGGAUGAAGAUGCUGUUCGAAAAUUGACUGAAUUUGGAGAUGAUUAUGGUUCGGCCAUUGGGCAGCCGCUGCGUUUCCUCGACAUAGGCGAUGAAACGAAGCUUGACGCUUCCAAAUCCCCAUCCAAGAAAAUUUCCAAAAACCAUUCGCACAGUAACGAUUCCGAUUCCGACUUGGAAGACUUGCAUCACAUCAUCGAGGAAGCGGGAAAAGCGCUGCAAUUUGCUCGUGUUACUCUUAAAAGAAGACAAUCAGGAGAUUUCUUUUCAUCUGCCGAAAACGCUGAACUGUUGGCAACAUGUGGGACGCACUUGCACUGCUUACAGACUAUCUGCGAACAUAUUGCGAUUGAUGGAAAAGAAAACAACUUCUCAGAUGUUGAUUUGAAAGAAUUGUAUUAUUUGAUUGAGGAGUGGAAAGUAUUAAAGAGGAGUGUUGAGAUGUAUGAAGAAGUAGAUGAUGAUAAAAUCAAACAAAAAUAUCUUAAAGCACAAAAGAAUAUCGAUGACUUAUUUAACAAAAUGUCAGAACUCUCUUCACUCACAGAAAUCGAAUCAAAGAAUUUCAAGACUUGGGACGAGCUGCAAGACAACAUAUCCAGGUUGCAGAUGGUGUUGAGUACACUGCAAGACACGAGAGAACAGCUACUCUCCGUCAAUCUUCAAGUUCACCGUUUCGUCACCGAAUACGGCGGCGAUGCAAAAUACAAAGAUAUCUGUCUUAAGGACGACAUCACUGAGCUAUAUCAGAAAUGGGAAGAUAUCUAUGAAAUGAACGGGACCCAGCUAACCGAAUUGGAAACUCUGAAAACGAACUGGAAGAAGUAUAGUGAUAAAUUUAAAGAUUUGAAUUCGAAAGUGCUGGACAACCUCUCCUCAUAUAAAUACUGUACCAGCCAUUGCCAUGCACUUGAGGAUGAGGUAACUUGUAGCUUACAAAAAGAUCUGAAAGAAUUGAAAGCUGAUGCAACGUGCCUCCGGAAAUAUCUAAAGAACUCAGAAACAUGGAAGAAUAUACAACGAGAUCUGCACGAGUUGGAAAAUCGAAUCAAUGCACACUCCAAUUCUGCUUCCGUAUCAAGAAGUGUCGAACAUCCGAACUCCUCCACCGUUGAGGACGAUCCAGAUGACCAUUUCGAAGAUGCGAUUCAACAAAUAGAUGCUUACGAAUCCCUCCAGAGAAAAAAACUCUCCCUCCCCCAUUUGGAAGACAUUGGUAAGAAAGCCAGGAGCGCCAAAAAGAAAUCGUCGAAGUUUUGGCGAAUCAUCCGCGUCGCCGUCCCCGUGCAGCUGACGUUGGUUCUGUUGUUCUGCCUGGCAUGCUACCUGGAGCCGAACUGCUGCGACAGACUCAACAACUUCAAUUUUUCAUUCACCCCUCAUCUCAGAUACCUACGAGGACCACCGCCUGUCUGAAGCAUUGACUGCUUGUGAAGGAAUGCAAAAUCAAGCACACCGUUUUUUAAGAAAGAGCAGUAUAAAAUACCGUUUAUAAAGUAACCCGUCCCUAAUAGUUUUUUUAAAAUAAGAGGAAAACAGAAAGGUGCCUUAACUUUUAAAAAAUUUUAAAGAACUUUUUUUUUUUUUUUUUGAAAAGACAUGUUUUAAACUGGGACUAAUUAUUUCAUAUGGAUAAAAACUCAUUCACUAUUUUUCAUUAUGUUUGCAAUUUGCAUUACUUACAACCUACUUUAAACUAUUAUAGAGUCUUAAUUUCACUUUAUAUGCUGCUGAUUUUCAACAUAAAAACGUGAUAAAAGUAUUUAGGGAUUAUUUAUUCAAUUUAAGUAUUUUUACUACUUUCUUUAAACGAUAAUAUUUAUAAUAGCUUAGCAGUCGUUUUAUGCACUUUUUAUAUUUACAUACAUGUUUCAAUAGCCAUUGUUUCACUACAAGAAAUAUAUAUUUUCUAUUAAGCAAGGCAACAUUUUCAGUAAUAUUAAUCUAUUUUAAUAAUACUUAUUAAACUAUAUUUUAAAAGCAUUUAUAAAGCAUAUUAUACAUUAAUAAGUAACAUUUAUCGAAGUAAACCUAAGACUCAGCAGAAACGAGUUUUGUAUAUUUUUAUAAGGAAUCUUGACUAGUUAUAUUUGCUUUUUAAGAUAGUUUCAGUUAUUCUUAUUGUAAUGUCUUAUUCAGUUAUAAGUAAUAUACUUAAAGAUUUUUUUGUUCUUCUACUUAUUUUAUUUAGUGUUUACUCUAUUCAAUAGUGUUUUUGACUUAAGAUUUUCAGCUAGUUUUGAGAAAUUCGCUUAGUAAUGGUUACGCUGUUUAUUCAUUUUUGAGGGUACCUAUAAAUUAUAAAACAUUUCACGUAUAUACGUUGCUGUGCCUAAUUAUUGAAAUAAUUAUUGCAAAAGCAGUUGUAAAUAAUUCGAAAAUAAUAUGAAAGAAACUAAAAAGUUAUGGUUAAGUUAUUAUUUCUGUAACGAUAUUUUUAUCUGAUUAUUUUUUUUCUUUUUCUGUUAAUUAAAAAAAAAAACGUCAAACAUAAAAUAAGUAAUUAACUCAUAACAAUACCUUUAUACAAAACGAAAUGUUAUUUUAAUAUUUACCUUUUUUUAAAGAUAAAUAUUAAAAAAUUAAAUUUAAAAUUUUACCUGUAAUUAUUUAGAAGACGAGUUAUCAUUAUUUUCUGUAACUUAAUUUUUUUUUAUUUCAACGCACAUUUAUAUAAAAACUAUUGUUUUUUUUUUUAAUUAUUCCAUAUUGAUUGAUAGCAUUUCAACAUACUAACAUCUACUUUUUUAUGAUUCGGUUUUAACUACAUUUACAAUUACUUACACAUUGAAUCAAAGAUAGGAAUUAUUCUUCGAAAGACAAGUAGACCGUUUUGUAAAUGUUAUAAAUUAAAAUAAAUUUGAAAGAAAUAUGAAUUUAUACAAAUACAAAUUAAAUUUAUUUUUCAUAUUUAAAUACUUAAUUAGAAACAUAACAUUUCUUAUGGAAUCUGGAUAUUUUGUGCACAACCCUUACAAGAAAAAUAUACCGCUUAUGUCUAGAAAUUUUAUAAAACAACGACCCAAAAAUAAUAAACUUUGUAUAAAUUCUUUUAUCGAAAUUUUAUGUUUGGCAACGAACAACAAUUAUUUUGAUUAGUGAACAGAUACAAGACGAAAUGAAACCUUCCCAAGUUCAGUUUUUAAUUUACAUCAGGCAUUCAAAAAGCAUACAAUUUCACGAAUUAAAUACCUGUGUGAUUUUUCCCUUUGUAUAGUCACAUAUAAUCAUCCCAGUUUUCCAUUUGACGAUGAAAACAUUUUUAAAAUUUCUAGUCACAAAUAGCUUUCAUACGAAUUUUAAAUCUCAUUAUUUUUUUUUUAACAUUUUCAGUAUUUUCAUAUAUUCUAUUAUCUGGUUUAUUUUAUUAGGAAAUGUUUUCAUUGUAUUAGAUAAUAUUCCUCUCGUUAUUCCAUUGUACAGUACCUCAUUUCCGCACCUGUGGACCUUAUUUUGAAUUGUGUUUGUGUUGUUAGCAGCUAAGUGUCGUAUAACUCAUUUCACAGUGUUUGGGGGGUUAAAGGACGGCUUUCAUUGUUAUUUCUGAAUAGAUUUUAUGUUAUUUAGCUUAUUUGGAUUAGUUUGAGUGUCUCACUAAAAUCAUUCAUUAUUUACUCUCAUACGAACAGCUUCAGUUGUUUUGUACUGUUUAUGCUAAUAAAUAUAUUUUACUGAAAA
Molecule: messenger RNA, 7669 nt
Organism: Argiope bruennichi
Lineage: Eukaryota; Metazoa; Arthropoda; Arachnida; Araneae; Araneidae
Exons: 23
Coding region: 494-5407 (1637 amino acids)
Cellular component (GO): membrane
Source: RefSeq, a predicted model, not a curated record